AUGGCCACUCACGGGCUUGUUACUGGUCCCCCACGCACCUUUUUGUCGCUCCCCACCUCCCCUGCUCCCCCUUGCGCUCCUUGCAUCGCCGGCCGCUUACGCACCACUCCCCACUCCUCUUCCCUUCGUCCGGCCACUGCUCCCUUUGAGACCCUCCACUUGGACGUCUGGGGCCCUGCCCCGACGCAGGGUUCUGGGAGGGAGCGUUACUUUGUGGUGGUCGUCGACAACUUCUCCAGGUACCCCACAGUGUUCCCUCUCGCGAAGAAGCCCGAGGUGUCUGCCACGCUGAUCAGGUCCUUUAACCACCCUUCCCUCCACCAGUUCCUAGACUCCCGUGACGUCCGGUUUGACGAGUCUGUGUCCUACUAUUCCCGGUACCCCUGUCAAGUCGCGCGUCAGGUAGCGUCGCCCUCCCCGCAGUCCUCCUCACAGUCCCCUCAGCAGCCUUCGGCACUUCCGCGACAAGUUCCUGUGGACUCGGUUGGUGUUGGAGCUGGAGGUGCGGCUGCUGGCGGUGCCCGAUCUGGGGGUGCUCGUUCAAGGGGUGCUGAAGCUGGAGGUGCUGGCGCAGGUGGCGCUAGCUCUGGGGGUGCUGGAGCUGGAGGUGCUGGCACUGGAGGUGCUAGUUCUGGGGGUGCUGGAGUUGGAGGUGCUGGCAUUGGAGGUGCUAGUUCUGGGAGUGCCGGUGCUGGAGGCGCUGGCACUGGGGGUGCUGGGGCUGGGGGUGCUAGUGCUGGAGGCGCUGGCAUUGGAGGUGCUGGUUUGGAGGAGCCUGGAGCUGGAGUGUGA
Closterium sp. NIES-65 is the source of this 792-nucleotide messenger RNA. The record is from the annotation of a GenBank genome assembly. Lineage: Eukaryota; Viridiplantae; Streptophyta; Zygnematophyceae; Desmidiales; Closteriaceae.